CAAGUGACAAUUUUAAAUCGAGGACUCAAUCCUUGAAAGUAAACAAAGAACAACAGAAACAUUAUUAUAAUUAUUAAUCGAAUUCAUUUUUACUAUUAUUCGAAUCUUAAGUUCUAUGUAGCGUUUCAAACUCUAAUUAUAGUAAAAAAAACAAGUUCGAACGUUCGUGACAAAUUGACCUUGUCUUUUUAGAAAAUUAUAUUAGAAGUUAUAUCCAUGGAUGAAAUCAUGCAUGCCCCUGAUGAUACUACCUGUUCUGAAGGCGAAGACGAUCACAAAAAGGAAAUUCGACCGAAUGCCAACAAUGAACAAGAUUUUCCUCACCAAUCGACUUCGUUCUCUCCGCCUACUCAAAUGGAAGAAAAAAUGCGUAGAAAACUGCAGUUUUUCUUUAUGAAUCCAAUCGAGAAAUGGAAAGCAAAGAGAAAAUUUCCUUACAAAUUUGUCGUGCAGGUAAUCAAAAUUGUACUUGUGACUUUUCAACUAUGUUUAUUCGCUCAUAACAGAUACAAUCACGUGAACUAUACAUGGGAUAACAGAAUCACAUUCUCGCAUCUCUUUUUACUCGGCUGGGACUCUACACGUGAGAUAAACGCAUAUCCACCAGGAGCAGGACCACUUGCCUUGUACAAAAUCGAUGAGUUCUACAAUACAUUAGACUAUGCAGUUGCCGGUUAUACUAAUUUAUCUAAUGCAAUAGGCCCAUAUUCGUACAAUGAUGAAAAUAACUUUAUGCCAGAUCCUGUCUUUUGCCAGUACAACUAUAAACAAGGCAUUAUUUAUGGCUUUAAUGAGAGCUACCAGUUUAACUCUGAAGUCUUUGAGACCUGUAUAAAUUUCACAAUUAAAGAUAAUGAAGAUUUCAAAUCUGAAGCGUACAUUAGAGAUGCUGGAUUGAACAUCAGUUUCUCAUCAUUAGUUAGAGCAAAAUUAAUGUUUUCCAUCAAAACCAUCAACUUCAGGGCUGCCGGUCCCAUAACUCCACCAGACUGUUACCGGUUUGAUGUUGAAAUAAUAUUUGACAACGAAGAUCACGAUGGACAAAUGUCCUUGUUUCUGGAAGCAGAACCUCACAAGCUAGAAUGUAAAGGCGACACAGCUUAUGUGACAGAUAAUAAAAUUGACCAAAUACUCAGGAGUACUUUAAAUAUUUUAGUUAUUUUGAUUUGUGCAGCGUCAUUUGUGCUAUGCAGCAGAGCACUCUACAGAGCACAGUUGCUAAAAGAAUUAACAGUACAAUUCUUUAGAAGACAAUAUGACAGAGACCUAAGCUUAGAUGGAAGAUUGGAGUUCUUGAAUAUUUGGUAUAUUAUGAUAAUAAUCAAUGACCUUCUGAUCAUCAUGGGAUCAGCUAUUAAGGAACAAAUCGAACGAAAUCAAUUCACAAAUGAUCAGUGGAAUGUUUGUUCACUGUUUUUAGGUACAGGAAAUCUGCUCGUCUGGUUUGGAGUGCUAAGAUACCUAGGUUUCUUCAAGACUUACAAUGUUGUUAUACUCACGUUGAAAAAAGCAGCUCCAAAAAUAUUCAGAUUUUCAAUUUGUGCUUUAUUAUUGUAUGCAGGUUUCAUGUUCUGUGGUUGGCUCAUUUUGGGUCCCUAUCAUAUGAAAUUUAGAUCACUAGCAACAACAUCAGAAUGUCUUUUCUCAUUGAUUAAUGGAGAUGACAUGUUUGCAACCUUCUCCAUCAUGUCCAAGAAAUCACCAAUGCUAUGGUGGUUUAGUCGUGUCUACCUAUAUUCAUUUAUAAGUCUGUACAUUUAUGUUGUACUAAGUUUAUUUAUAUCCGUUAUUAUGGAUGCUUAUGAUACAAUUAAACAAUAUUACAAAGAUGGUUUUCCCAAAAGUGAUUUGCAACAAUUCAUUGGUGAAACAAGGAUUGAAGAGGUAUCAUCAGGAUUGUACAGAGUGCAUAGUUCAUCAUCACUCAAUGCAAUAAUGAACUCCCUUUUCUGUUGCAACAUUUACAGAAGUGCAUAUUCAAAAAUUGGGGGUAGAAGUUCAACAGUUAAUUUAAUGUAAACUUCCAUUGUUUUUAUUUUUAAGCAAUUGUGAAGUUCUUUAAGUGGAUACCUAAUCUAAUCAUAAUAUUAUUUUGUAGGUACUUAAUGAAUAUUUGUAUAUUGUACAGAUAUGUACUUUUCAAUAAAUUAGAGAAUGGCGAAUUGAUUAAAUGAUUUUCUAUCACUGAAUAUAUUAGUUCAGUAUGGAAGAAUUUGUAAAUAAAAUAAUGAAACAUUUUAGCAUGUGCACGUU
Bombyx mandarina (wild silkworm) is the source of this 2253-nucleotide messenger RNA. Its product is annotated as mucolipin-3. Gene Ontology annotation, molecular function: NAADP-sensitive calcium-release channel activity. The record is from RefSeq and is a predicted model, not a curated record. Lineage: Eukaryota; Metazoa; Arthropoda; Insecta; Lepidoptera; Bombycidae. Gene Ontology annotation, cellular component: lysosomal membrane; plasma membrane.